AUGCCAUCGGUUGUCGUCAAUUUCUCCCCUAGUCUGAGUUAUGCCUCUUUCUUUUGCUCUCCCCCCAUCUCCCUUCCCCGUCCGCACCAACAGCACCUUUCUUGCGCUGGUUGCGAGGGAAAGGAGAAUGACGUGGUGUUCAUGACAUGCGCGGGCACGCGAGUAAGAUGUGGCAUUGUGGCGAGCGAGCUUGUGCGAGGAGUUGACUCUGGUAGUCAAGCACCUCGCCCUGGACUAGUCGUGAGGAGCCAACACGUAUCUAUGACACACAGCCGGGCAUCAUCGCAAAUGUGGGCUGCAGCAGCAGUGGUGGCGGUGAAAUCGGACAGCUGCGUGCGAGUGGGGUAA
This is a messenger RNA of Closterium sp. Yama58-4, 348 nucleotides long. The record is from the annotation of a GenBank genome assembly. NCBI's taxonomy places the organism in Eukaryota, Viridiplantae, Streptophyta, Zygnematophyceae, Desmidiales, Closteriaceae.